Molecule: messenger RNA, 823 nt
Organism: Drosophila takahashii
Lineage: Eukaryota; Metazoa; Arthropoda; Insecta; Diptera; Drosophilidae
Gene: E(spl)m5-HLH
Product: Enhancer of split m5, helix-loop-helix
Biological process (GO): anterior/posterior pattern specification; regulation of transcription by RNA polymerase II; regulation of neurogenesis
Cellular component (GO): nucleus
Molecular function (GO): DNA-binding transcription factor activity, RNA polymerase II-specific; protein dimerization activity; RNA polymerase II cis-regulatory region sequence-specific DNA binding
Source: RefSeq, a predicted model, not a curated record
CCUGCAAGCAAUACACAGCUCCUCUCUCAUUUACAAAACUAUACUUCCACAAAAAUAUCGAACAAAAUGGCUCCUCAGUCGAACAGCAACAACUCCACCGCUUUCGUCUCGAAAACCCAGCACUAUUUGAAGGUGAAGAAGCCUCUGCUGGAGCGCCAGCGACGUGCCCGCAUGAACAAGUGCCUGGAUACACUGAAAACACUGGUGGCCGAGUUCCAGGGCGACGAUGCCAUCCUGCGAAUGGACAAGGCCGAGAUGCUGGAGGCGGCCCUCGUCUUCAUGCGCAAACAGGUCGUCGAGCAGCAGGCGCCGGUCUCCCCACUGCCCAUGGAUAGUUUCAAGAACGGCUACAUGAACGCCGUCAGCGAGAUCUCCCGAGUGAUGGCCUGCACCCCGGCGAUGAGCGUGGAUGUGGGCAAGACGGUGAUGACCCACCUGGGCGUCGAGUUCCAGCGCAUGCUGCAGGCCGAUCAGGUUGUCCAGACCCCAGUUCAAUCCGCACGCCCACUCAGCCCCGCCUCCUCGGGCUAUCACAGCGAUUCCGAGGACUCCCAAUCCCAGGCCAGCCCCAAGCCAGCCCAGGAAACCAUGUGGCGCCCUUGGUAAAUCAUCAGCAUCAGCAUCGACAUCGAAUCCUGUCUUCCAACUGCUAAAUCAUCAUUAGCAAAUCACCAGCAACUUCGAAUCCUGUCUUCCAUUAGCAAAUCCUGCUACCAACGAAUCAUGUCUUCCAAUUGAAUCGUUAACACUGUGAUAACAGCUUUACCUAGAUCAUAAGCCCAACUCAAGCUUUACUAGUUUAUUAAGAUUUAUACUAUAAGAA